Calypte anna (Anna's hummingbird) is the source of this 7698-nucleotide messenger RNA. RefSeq names its product opioid growth factor receptor like 1 (gene OGFRL1). NCBI's taxonomy places the organism in Eukaryota, Metazoa, Chordata, Aves, Apodiformes, Trochilidae. Bases 123 to 1610 code for a protein of 495 amino acids. Gene Ontology annotation, molecular function: opioid growth factor receptor activity. The record is from RefSeq and is a predicted model, not a curated record. The transcript is spliced from 7 exons. Gene Ontology annotation, cellular component: membrane.
GCCCCGGCCGCCGCCCCGCCCCGCCAUGCCGCAGCCGUAGGCAGCCCGCGGCCGCUCCCAGCCCUCGGCCUCCGCGGCCUCCGGGCGGCGCGGCGGCGGCGGGCCCGGUCCUGCCCUGCCCGAUGGGCAGCCUGCUGAGCGGGGUCAGCUUCAAGGAGCCCACCACGGUGGAGGACUGCGACUCCACCUGGGAGACCGACUCCGAGCCCGAAGCGGCGGACGCCGGCGGAGAGCCGCAGCGGCAGGAGGGGGUGUGCACCGCCGCGGGAGGCGGAGAAGAGCCGGCAGAGCUGUCCGCCGCGGACUGCCGGCCCCAGGAGCCACCACCGGCCCCGGCCCCGCCGCCAGAGGAAGGGGAGCGGGCAGAGGCGGACGCCACCAGCCCCGAGCAGAGUGGUGAUGGAACUGAGCUGACAGCCAAGCCAAAGAGAAGCUUCUACGCAGCAAGAGAUUUAUACAAGUACCGACACCAGUACCCAAAUUUCAAAGAUCUCCGAUACCAAAAUGACUUGUGCAACCUCCGCUUCUACAAAAAUAAAAUCCCAUUUAAACCUGAUGGGGUUUAUAUUGAAGAAGUCCUAAAUAAAUGGAAAGGAGACUACGAAAAACUGGAACAUAACCACACAUACAUACAGUGGCUUUUUCCACUGAGAGAACAAGGUCUGAAUUUCUACGCUAAAGAAUUAACUACAUAUGAAAUUGAGGAAUUCAAGAAAACAAAAGAAGCAAUUAGAAGAUUCCUUCUGGCUUACAAAAUGAUGUUGGAGUUCUUUGGAAUAAAACUGAUUGAUAAAACUGGAAAUGUAGCACGAGCUGCUAACUGGCAAGAAAGAUUUCAGCAUUUGAAUGAGUCUCAACACAACUACUUGAGAAUCACUCGAAUUCUGAAAAGUCUUGGUGAGCUUGGAUAUGAGAGUUUCAAAUCUCCCCUGGUAAAAUUCAUUCUCCAUGAAGCUCUUGUGGAAGAUACCAUUCCCAACAUUAAGCAAAGUGCUCUAGAAUAUUUUGUUUAUACUAUUAGAGACAGAAGAGAAAGGAGGAAACUCCUGAGAUUUGCCCAACAGCAUUAUACACCCUCAGAGCAUUUUAUCUGGGGACCCCCAAGAAAACAGAAGUCAGAAGGAAGCAAAACAAAUAGAAAGCCAGCAUCUCCCAUUUCUAUUCACAAUAGUUACAUUUCUAAGCAUAAGAAACCAAAAGAGCCUAAGAAUACAUCAGCAAGUGGAAGCUCAGCCAGUAAAACAACAGAAGGAAAGAAGGUAGAACUCCCAAAAAAUGGAGAAGAAAAUGACUUGGAUGAACAAGAAAUGAACUGUGAUGCUGUUAGGCAGAACAACAGUGAAAAGAACAGUGAAACUGUUACCCAUCAGCUUUCAAAAUCAGAAGAAACUAAUGAUAUUUCAGACAGGAAGGAAGAUGCUUCUCAUUUGAAAAAAGAUGAUGAAAAUCUGAGCAAUGACUGUGGAAAUCACCCAGGCACGAUAGAGAAAGAUUCAUGUGACACUGAGAAUUUGUCAGAUAACACAACAGUGGAUCUACAAGAUAACCUGGAUAAGGAUACGCUUUCUGGGGGGACCACCACAAAAAUCAAGGAUGAGCUCAAAUCAUGAGUCUGAAGUUAAAAAUCAUUAUGUUUCAUAUUGAAUGAAGCAACAAAUUCAUUGCUCCUUCAUUUUGGGUGAAAUCUCCAUCUAGUGUAGUAUAAAAUGUUCAUGAGACUAUGCUUGUUGUGAAUACAUCAGAUUAGACUUAAGUUAAUUAUAUUUUUAUCAACCUCAGUUUAUCACUAGUCAACCAGGUGUAGCUCUUUAAAACAUUCAUGUAUAUUCAAAGCUAACAAAUUCCUUAUCUUUUCCAGACAGAUUGCAUAGAAAAGGUGAUAUAUUUUGUAGCCACUAAAUUUAUCCACUAUUUAAACAAACAAACAAAAAAACCACUAGAAGGCCUUGGAGCAUAAGAAUUUUUUACAUUUCUUUCAAUAUGCUUUAAGUGUUUAUUUCUUAUUAUGAAAUGACUAGAAAUUAUUUCAAGAGCACAGAGUUUUUUUUCUGAGUGGACUGGGUAUUUUUAGGAGCUAUGUUGAUGAUUAAUGGCAGUAUUUGCACAGCAUCUUUUACCUGAGAUUAACAUCCUUGUCCAAGACACUUAGUAACAGCUAUCAAAAUGUCCUGUGCAGCUGGGUGUCAGUGUAUGUUGAAUAAAAACAGUGAAACUGAAUCCACAGCUUUUGGGUAUAAAGCAACUUGCUCUUCAAAUUUCUUAUAGGCCCUGUUAAGUUCUUUCUUCAUUCAGAAGUUACUACUACUAAUUUGGAAGGAGGGAUCUCUUUGAUCACUCAGACUUGGUCUCAGUGUGGAAGCUCUUUGGUAAUCAGUAACAGAACAACUCUCUCAGCUGGGUUUAGAACCUGGAAGGCCUCUUGAAAAGCAGAAAGCAGCUGAAAAGAGGUGGCUUCAACACAAAACACUGCAUAAUCAUCAAAGCCAUCAGAGAAAAAGUUACCUGGCCUGUCCGGGUGGAUCUUCCCUGAACUUGCAAGUUUCUUGGAUGGCUUUGGGUAAGAUCUGCACAAUGCUGAACUGCUGUUGCUGGGGCUGGGAGAGGAAGGCAGUCCUGAUGCUUCCUUCCUGCUGUCUCUCUCUUCUUUUUGCUCUGUAUCAGAGGUCCUUCACAGUUUAAUUUUCUUUUGAUUAUAGGCUGAAACCUGUGGCUGGCCAGUCUGCUGCCAUGGCUGGAGGCCAGCAGGUAGGAAUUUCCCAAUUAAGAACUUUCCCAACCUUCUUUACUGAAGGACUUUCUGGUUUCCCUGAGUAGCCUCUUCUGAUUUAGUACCAUUCAAUCAACGAUGAUAGUACCCAGGAAGUUAAUAGUGUGGAACAUGAAUUUAAAAAUAAUGCAGGUAGAAUCUCACACUUUCUACAGUCCUAAAAUAAUCUAAAACUUCUGUAUGUGUUUUCUAUUUAAAAGUCUAUAUGUUAUCCACUGCCUUUAAUGUAUUUUUAAUGAAAAGGUACAAGGCAAGUAGCUGACUACAGUUUGAGUGUUGGAGUGCUAUGAGACUUUAAUCAAGUCUCACAGCUCAAGAAGACAAAGUCUUCGGGGGUUUCAGAGCAUAAACAGAAUGUCUUGUAUUUUUCUGUUUCACUAAUACCCAUCAUGGCAGUUUAUCAUCCAUUGCUUUCCCUGGGUAGCACUGUUUCUUGGGAUCAAAUAGAGUGGCAGCCAGAGAUAUUGGUACCUAUGAACACAGGUAAGGUUCUCUCCAUCCUAAAGAGGCAGAAAAGAAGGAAGGUGUGUCCCUCCUUCUCCUGUGCUUACUUGUAAAGAAAGGGUCAUUUGUACAUGGAUUUUUUUAAAGGUAACCCAGAUUGUUCAAGGAAACAUUAAGUAUGUGAUAGCAGAAAUGCUCCAGAUAAUUCCUCCUACAGCCAGUGCUGCUUAAAAGCUGGAAAGGUGAAAAGAAGCCUUUCACAAUACCCAGGACUUGAACUAGGAUGCCUGUGUUAUGUUUGCCUCUGACUUUUGGAGCAGAAGGGGACACAAAAUAGUGAGAUGAAAUGGGUCUGUGUAGUUAAGGAUUCUGGCCCCACCUGUAAGCACAGGCAGGACAACUUUAUGUUCUGCCUAUGACUUUUUAAAAUCUUGAGUGCCUCACCAUGCUGACUUAAUAGUGUUGUUUUUACAUAGUUAUUUCUUGAAGGGCAUAAGGAAAACUUACACACUGCGUAUGAAGAACAUAACUAGAAGGUAGGUAGUUGUACAGAGCCUUCAAUUUAUGGACUUUAGUAUUAAGGCUAAACACUAUAAAAAUACCUAGUAUUCAAGUGAAAUAAGGGAUGCUCGGAGUGUUACUAUAUUUAUACUGCCAUUUGAUUGAACAUAGAAUAUUGCCUACUGCCAAGAAAAAAUAACAAAUCUUGCUCUUGGGAUUUGCAUCCAAAAGAUGUCUCUGCAGUACAGUAUUCUGUUAUUGUGACACAGCUUUCACCUGUACAUGCUUGCUGGUUCAACCACUCAAAAUCAGCUGCUUAAUGUGCUUUUAAUCUGGUGAGGCUCUCUGCGUUAAGGGCCCAGUGUAUCUGAAAAUACAAUCAAGAACUUUGGGACUCAUGUACUUAGUAACUCUGCAGUUAUUUUAUUUUUUUAAAAUCUGCAGCUCCUUGUAUUCCUAUCAAGUUUUUACAGAAGUGAAAAGAGUAGUGGCAUACCAGUUGCCUACAAAAAAGUAUGGGUAUUAGGUAUGUGAGGUUUCUUGUGUCAGGUGGGCUCUUGCACUCUGAUCUUUGUUUUAUAGCUUUAGCAGCAGAAUUACUCCCAUGUGACACUUCAGCUUUAACACAAGCAUUCUUCUCUAUGUAAAAUGUGACAGUAUAUUAUUCUUUUCAUGAAAGAGUUGUUUCUUCUGAUGUUGUAAGCGCUUAAAAGAAGGAUUCAUUGCAGAGCAAUCUUGCAGCGUAGCAUCCCAUUGAGAUUUGUGAGGAUCAAGUGGGUGCACUGUGUGCGUUUCAUUACAGAAUCAUGGCCUUAGCAACCAGAGGCUCCCCAUGCUUGAGUUUUCUUAAUAUUGGCUUUUAGGUUUACAGUACAAUAUGUAGAAAUGAUUGUAUUAAAAACGCCAGUAGUCAUUGAAUCGUUACUUCAGGAACUGGGGAUAUGCAAAGGAAGUCUGGACAUUUGCUCAUUUUUAAGCUUGUUUUUGCAUUGCUAUGCACCUAAGUAUUCAGUGAUUUCUGUGUAAUUGCACAAUAAUUCUAUUUUUGAAUCUGAGCUAUUCGUUUACUAAUUGAACAGAACCUCCCAUACAGGUGUUCUUUCCUAAUAAGUACAUCUCAGUAGCCUCUGGGACAGCUAAAUGGGAAUAGUGUGUAUACCUACACACCUGUAGAUUUGGUUUUAAGUAUCCUAAGGUGAGAGGAAUGCACAGCUUGCUACAACAUGACUGUGCACACACAUGCAAGUGAAGGUGGUCCUGCAAAUCAUGCAGAAAAUGCAACACUUUAGGAUUAGUUUCAACUUUGUGCCCUACUAUCCAGGAUGUAACUGUACCUUGGUACCUGAUACUGUCUGGAUGUAGAGACUGAAGGCUUCUGUAGAGGAGAUUUGCACCACAGACCAUUCAGAUAAGAUGAGCAGUUAUUCAUUGGCAUAUAUCUAGGAGCAGAACUGAGCUCUUGAUGUCCAUUUUGCUCAUAUUUAAAGGCAUGAUCCUGAGAAAUGUUUGCAGUGAGUCUUUGAGAGUUUUUCUCAGGCUUGGUCAGCUCCUCAGUUUGCUGCUUUGAGAUUGCAGCAGUCUCAUGUAUUAGGUAUUUGUGUAAUCAUAGCUAAUGUUUCCUGUACCCUGGUGUAAGUCUCCUUGAGCCAUUCCAGAAUAAUAAUCUGCAGGUGCAUAUACCUGUACUAUAGCCAGAACGUUUACAAACUUUUUAUAAUUUUGAUGGCUGAUCCAGUAAGGUAAGUCUAGGGAGACUUACUAGAUUUAAACAGAAAAGAGAUCUUUUUAAUUUUUUUAAACAAAAUAUAUGUAUAUAUGCUAAUUUAGUUAAUUUUUUUCACCUUUCUUUUUCUGAUGGUUGUGGUGGUACUGAUCCCAAAUUAUAGUAAGAUAUAUAUGUUUAACUGAAAAUGUAGCUCCAACUUUUACAGGUAACAUUAUAUUGAAUUUCCUUGACAAAAGCUGUAUUUAUGAAUAAGAUGAAAGUAUGUGAAGUAAGUUUUGCCAUUAAUAAAAAUGUGACACUAUGAUCCUGCUCCCAGCAGUGGCCACUAAUGAUGUGAAACGAAGAUCAAAUGAGGUGACCCCAGUUUUCUCCAGGAAUUUUUCCAUUUUUGAACUUAUUUUCUUUCAGCCUCUGCAAUUGUGGCUAUGAGUUCCAGGUUUUAAUUGUUUUCUGUGGAAGAAGUUUGUCUCACUUGUCUCAGAUCUGAUUAUUCAAGAAUUGUUAGUGCAUUUGAACACAGUUGCUGAAAGUACUGUUAAGAUGAACAAUAAUCCACUUCAAGUUAGAUUUUAAAAGCCAUGUGAGAUUCUAAUGCUAAAAUACUUGCUUAGGGAGAAAAUGUCCUGUGUUUCUGUCCUGAGGCUGUCUGCUUAGGCUGAAAACUUGUCCUGUGUUGAUGACAAUAUUCUUGUACUUGUCCCAUCUGAAUAAAUUUUUACACAUAACUUCUUUUUUAUCAAGUAUGAAAAGUCAGAUUGCAACUUCAGAACAGAUUUUAAUUUUUUUCUAUCAGUGUAAACCCAAAAUCAGUCAAAGGCAAAACCCAUUCCUAUCCCAUAUCUGAGUGAGGUUCUUUAGGAUUUGGAGACACCAGCAUUGAUGGCUGUAAUGUUGUGAUCAUUUAGAAGACAGAAAUACUGUUGGGAGUUUCCUGAGAACUACCCUCCUCAGUCCACAUUUUGGUAACUUAUUUUGAUACCUGUCCCCAGUUCCAAUUGCAAUAGGUGUGACUGCUCAAAAGGUGGUUUUGAUGGCCAUGGGAGUCUGAAAAUGAAGGAUGGGUCAAAAAUGCCUAAGCAUGGGCAACCUGCCCUUUGUUCACUUCACAGUCAUUACUGCAGCUUCACUGCUAACAGGUAUUUACAUGCAGUUCCCCAAGGGGAAUGGAAAUUGAGUCUCUAACAUCUCUGUGCUCUGUAUUGCCUAUCAACUGCUUCUUUUCCUGAAAGCUCUGUUCUUUUUACAACCCAUGUUUUCAGGUAUUCUCACUUAGACCAUUAGGGGAAGCAAGAGUUUAUUUUAAGAAUAUAUUUAAUACGUGCCAUACCUAAUAGAGUCUUAAAUAUAGUUCAGAAGCUAGAGAUCAAUUAAAUAGAGACUUCCUGUGGCUUUACAUUUAUCAUCACCUUUGUAUUUAUUUUCAAAAGCAUUAAGCUGUUUACUAUAAAAUAACAUGAGAAUUGGCAAAUUGUUCUGAAAGAAGUCUCUUACUUCUUAGAAACUCAGCACUUUUUAAUUCUACCAUGCUUACAAGUCUAGUGGUGUAUUCAUCAACUAAAGUUUAUUGUGAAAUAUACUGAAUGUAUUUACUGCUGUGGCUAACUGUGUGAAAAUUACUGUUUUGCAGUAAAAAAACGGGUUAUGGCACAUAUGUUUUUGGGAUCUGCUGAAGCAUGUUUGCUAAUCAUUAGUUGCUCUUUUUUCUGUGUUUUAACCAAUCCACGGUUGUUUGCCCUUUAUGCUGUUUGACAGUGACAGAUGAUUAGGAAUAGCUUUGCACUGAUAAAAUUUGGAAGUUACAUAGGCUUCAUUGCUAAAAUGCAAUCUAAAACCAAAAAAAAGUGCAAUACAAAGAAAAAAAAAAAUCAAGCAAAACCCAAUAAUUUUUACUUGCAAAAUGGAACAAGUUACAUGUCAGUUUUUAUGAGUGGUCCUGCUCUCUUCUCUGUAUUCCUUUGCAGUGUUUAAUUACAGAAUGCUGUGCAUGUUUGGUAGUACCAAUACCAUAUGUAUGUGGUAGGAGUGGUAACCAGUUUCUGGAUUUGUAAUGCACUAAAAAGAUAUAUUUUAUAAUUCUGUAACUGUAUGGCAGUGUUAUGCCAAAAAAAUGUAUAAACAUAAAAAAGCAAUAGUUUAUGUUGCUUACUGCUAUAUUUUGACUGGUUUGUAAAAUUAAAGACUUGGAUUUCCUUUCAGGUAAAUAUAUUUUUAAUAACAGCAGCCAAAACGUCUAAAUCAAUAAAGCUUCUUCAUUUAGCAG